This is a messenger RNA of Musa acuminata subsp. malaccensis (wild Malaysian banana), 3503 nucleotides long. NCBI's taxonomy places the organism in Eukaryota, Viridiplantae, Streptophyta, Magnoliopsida, Zingiberales, Musaceae. The record is from RefSeq and is a predicted model, not a curated record.
UACUUUUUAUCAAUGAAAAUUAAAUUAGGUUCAAAAUAUAUUGCAUUUGUCAAAUUAAAUUUGAAAAAUGAGAUAAUUUUAUUCAAGGAUUGUCAUCGAACCCAUACCAAUCUCUAGUCAAAGUAAAACGUACCAAUCGAGUAGAAAGAAGACGAAAGAAGAGGACACAAUGGAGGAAGAGGGGGAAGAAGGAAGAAAAGAAAGCUGAUGGAAGAGGAGAACGAAGAGGGAGAAAGAAAACGAGGGGCAUGAGAAGGAGUGUACUAGGGAGAUAGACAACGACGAAUAAUAGUAACGACAAUAGUAAUAUCAAUUCCACAUAACCCACGAGAAUAGGGAUCAUGUUUGUGAGCCGCCCUAAUUGUUGUUUUAUUUUUUUUAUACUAAAUUGGAUUGGACUGUUUGAAACGAGGGCAGUCCAUGUGUCAAUAUAAACCUGGACCGGUAUGUAUCACCUAUUUUAUACCGUAACAAAAGGUACAGUAGUCCUUGGUUUUAUUCACCUAGGGUUGAAAAAAUAUAAAACUCAACAGUGUACAAUGAGAUGACUUGAUCAGAUCAAGACAAUAACCCUACUUCCUUUGGACUAUUUUUGUCUCAUUAUGGAUAUAAAUGAUGAUAUGUUGUGAAAGUUAUGUAAGAUCUAGUUACACAAGAUAUAGUUAGCAUGCACCAUCCAUAACAAAUGUGAUACAGUUAGGUGAAUGAUAGGCACAAGCAUAUUUGGCAUAACAUAUUAGAUAUGAUUUAAUGUUUGUUUGGUUGUUUAAGAGAUGAGAUGGCUAUGGUACAUUCAACAAUAACAACGACAAAGCAGGUCCAAAUUAUUUGGAGUCAACUAUAUGAAUCUUUUGAUGGAUCUUUUGCCGUCAUUUAGAGGUUAUGAAACCUCGAGUGUUAAAUGAUAAUAAAAAAUAAAAAUAUAUAUAUUAGGAGAGAGAAACAAGAAAAAUUGAUAGAUAAUAAACAUGUAAUUGUUUGUACCUAAAGUAUGUCUUGAGGGCCUAUCUUGAGGACACAUCAUUUUGUUGGUCAUGACUAGGUAGCUAACAAUUAACUAUCCUUAUUUAUAAAUAUGUUUAGUCCCACAUCAGUAACCAAAGCUUAUAAGAGCAAAAGUUACCUCCUCUGAGGGCUUUUGGAAUCCACCCCCCAGUGGAUAAUCAUGCAGGACCCAAAGCAAAAAUUUUAUUGCAGGCUCACAUCAAGAGGAAAGGUUAAUUGAUCAUUCUCAGAGUGAUCAAUGUUUGCAGAAUUUGCUUUCUUGAAGAGCAAAAAGAAGAUGAGGCUUGCUUUUAUCAUGACAAAAUGGUUGUCCUCUCUCAGCCCCUUACAGUAUCAAUUUAGUUAGUUGGCAAAGAUUUUGACAGUCUACCGUAAGGUCCUGGGUUCAUUGUGGCUCACAAGAUCCUACUCACCUGGACUCACCAUUUACCCUUUGUAUUAAAAAAAAAAAAAUCUAUAUAGACACUCACUGAGGCCCAAUUCUAUCUGUCCAUAUUGAUGAAUACUAAUGAUGGUUGAAUAGUAGGAAAAAUAAGACCUUAUAUGAAUCAAAUACCUCUACACUUAGAGGCCCACCAGAGGGGACAAUAUCACGCCCUAAGAUUCAAGACAAAUGAUAACUUAUCACUUAUUAACUAAACCUUUCAAGAAUCGAUGUUAUUUGUUACUAACACUACAUGAGAAAUGUAACUCAUAAAGGUAAAGGAAAUACAAGAUUUAUCAAAGAUGUUUUUUGGUCUAGGGUUACCUAUUAACUGAUCUACCAGCAAUAGAAACUAUUAACUGAUCUAGGGCAACCUAUAACCUAAGAAGAAUAUCAGCAUACUUAUCUGAUUAAACCUCUUAGUAAAGACCCAAACUGAUUGUAUCAAUAAUUGUUUGUUGGCUAUUAUCCAAAUAUAUUAUACCUGAUCUGCAAGUUGUACUUGCACCUUCUAGCAGUUGAAAUAUGACUUAAAUGUAUGGAAUUAUCAUUGAGCUCAUAUUUGUGAAAUUAUUCAAAUUCAUAGGACACAUACUAUAUCAUGGAGAUGGUAUAUUAUAAAAUUCAUGCUAUAUCAAAAGUAAUCUCCCUACUCAAAAAGUAUAUGAAGAUUUACAUGGAGAUGGUAUGAACAUAUAUAUGGAAAAAAAAAAACAUUAUGUGAAAUGUUAUAAGCAAAGUAAGUUGAGAGAUAACAAUAAAAGGAUAAGUUUGUCAAUAGAAAACAAGGCUAAGAUUUUCUCUCUUUGCAAUUGAAUAAAUGUGUCAUAAACUGAUAUUCAUCAGAAACCAUCUUUACUUACUAGAUGAUGACCAGAUUUUGAUCAAGCAGAAAUUAUUUUGUUCAAUAGCAGCUUAUCAUGCAAACCAUACUAUUUUUUAAGGCACAUGGAGCUAUCUAUUCCAUGAUAAAUUGUUGCUUGUAGUUUCCAUAUGUUGAAUUGCAGAUGCAUCAUUUUCUUCAAUCCAGCCUGGAGAAGACAGUGGAUCAUUACCAGAAAUUUAUGAAAGCAGAAAAAUAUUUUGAUAAGCACAAUGAAAAGGAGCAGUUUCCAUAUGUUGAAUUGCAGAUGUAUCAUUUACUUCAAUCCAGCCUGGAGAAGACAGUGGAUCAUUACCAGAAAUUUAUGAAAGCAGAAAAAUAUUUUGAUAAGCACAAUGAAAAGGAGCAGAAUCACGAAAAAGGAUUUGCUUGUUCAGAAGGCAAUUUCAAACUACUGGAGAUUGCUGAAAGGUUUAUCGAAACAGAUUUUGCCAAGCUGAAUAUCGAUGGUCUCGAACAAUUGGAGAAUGAUUUAAAUGAUGCAUUCAAAUGGACGACCUCAAGAAAGAGAUCAUUUUCACAUUCAGCCCAUUAGAACCAAUCUUCUCAAACAUGAUCAUACAAGCAUUACAAGAAACCUGCAAGCGGAAAGAAGAGUCUCUCCUAGGACAUUAAUGUGGCAUUUCCUCAUCUAAUUGUAAGUGCAUUAGCAUGAACCAGGAGGAAUCACUACUUGAGAGAAGAUUCUUGCAAUCUGUAGGUAGAACACUCGAGUUGUCGAUCAUGUCACUGUGCCCUGUCAUUCUUGUACAGGCAACAAUGAUGGUGCAGAGGAGGAUCGGAGAGAACCGAGGCUGAGGGGGGCGACGACGACGACAGGAGCGCGGCGGCCGAUGCAGCGGGAUCAUCACGAGGGAACCGGGGAGGCCACCGCCCUGUAUGGAGGCCGCCACCUUAGCGGCCGUCGAAGCUGACAUUGGGCACCGGCACGUAGUAGAAACCCGUUGGGCUGUCGCGUUCUUCUCCAUUUGUGUAAGCGGUGUGCAGUGCGGCGGUUUAUACCGACUUUUGUGCUUCUGGAAAGAUUGGGAAUCCUGCCACGUAUGUCUGUCAGAGAUGGUCUGGCACCUUCGGGAAGUUUUUACGAACCAAAUGGGCACGUGACAGUCGCGUGAGAAGAGGUUGAGCUGUCAUUUUAACGAACUUGCCAUCGUCUUGCGAGCGAAUGCAACGAAAACACUACGGUCCUUA